UGCAUUGCAAAUCCCUUUGUGUUCUUCAAAAAAGGUGGUGUAUCACUAAGAGUUGUUUGGUUCCUAAAUGUAUACGCACCUUUUUGGAGUACCAAUUUCUCGUAUGUUUGCUUGUGUGGGAAAUGUCUAAAUUCAUAAAAUAACACUUUUGUAGAUUAGUUGUAAAUCGAUUGGAGCAGCGUUGUAGAAACAUAUUUAAUUUUUUGGAAUUUCGUUGUCCCAACGCUUUUUUGUGUUCUUUUCGUCAGAGAAUCGAUGGCAGUCGACGGUUCGAUUAUGUCGAUUCGACUAUUAUUUUAUGUUGUGAUUUUCUCAAUUCUCAGUUGAAGAGAGAGAGAGAGUAGGGAAGUGUCGCUGUUGACGUUCUACUUUCUUUCGAAUGUUUUUACAGGUGUUGAUUUCCUUGUUUUUUUUAAUUUAAUUUUGUUUUUGUUUUCAUUUUCAUCGGUUUUCCCAUCCGCGAUUUUUAUCCGGGUUUUUCUCUCGGGCCGCUGCGGAAGAAUGUCAAUCGUGUCAAGAACAACUUACCCGUCGAGUUUUCUUUUCUGAUAAUCUUCAAGCUUUUUUUUAACAUACAAACUACAGUCGCCCAUCCGCUUCGCCAGAAGGUUUUUAUACAUGUUAACUAACGCCGUAUCACAAAAAAUGUUUCUCCAAAAUUGAAGUUUAAUUUUCCCGAAGGGAAAAAUCGUAAACAGAAGAACAGUCCUAACAAAUUUCACUCAAAACGGUAAAUGAGGAACUAGUUAUAACAAGAUGAGAAAAGCUAGUAGUAGUAGAACAGGAGUAAAUGAUGAGGAGAAAGGUAGUAAUGUUGGUGGGAGUGCUAGGAAAAGAGGGUUUUCACGGUUUUCGCUAAGACGAUUCCUACACCCCAGUCCACUUCUUGUGAGAAGAUUCCUCUCUCUUAAUCGGCCACAACAGCAGUCGUGUACCCAGCCUCUUCAAACCACUCCAAACUAUGCUUCUGGGGAAACACCAAUCGAUUCCAAAAACAAUCCGGAACAAAAAAAUGAAGAAACUGCUGGACGAACGUCAGUUUCUUCUGAUCCAACAAAGAGUGAUGGAUUGAUUGAAUGCAACCUGUGUUUAAGCGAAUUAGCACCAGAAUAUUUCCCUCAUUUAAUUACGUGUCCCCAUCGUUUCUGCUACGACUGCUUUCAGACUUACCUUAGAAUGGAAAUUUCUGAGUCCCGAGUUUCAGUCUCUUGCCCUCAGUGUUCAGAACCUAUGCAUCCAAAUGAUAUAAGAAUGAUUCUCAACGAUAAGUCACGCUAUGAAAAGUAUGAGGAUUUUAUGGUACGAAAAGUUCUUGCUGUUGAUCCAGAUACAAGAUGGUGUCCUGCUCCAGAUUGUAGUUAUGCUGUGAUAGCUUCAGGCUGUGCUAGUUGUCCAAAAAUAAAAUGUGAGAGGCCAGGCUGUGGCUCAUAUUUUUGUUACCACUGCAAAGCUGCCUGGCAUCCAAACCAAACCUGUGAUGCUGCUAGAGCUCAAAGAUCACCUAAUGUCAGAUCUUCAUCAUUGUCUUUCAGUCAAGAUUCUCAACAUAGAGAUGAUAUAAAGCCAUGCCCGAGGUGCCAAGUUUUGAUUGUAAAAAUGGAUGAUGGUUCUUGCAACCAUAUGACAUGUGCAGUUUGUGGAGCCGAAUUCUGUUGGCUUUGUAUGAAAGAAAUUUCAGAUUUACAUUAUCUUAGCCCUUCAGGUUGUACAUUUUGGGGGAAAAAACCGUGGUCACGGAAAAAAAAAAUUCUAUGGCAGUUAGGAACUCUUGUUGGAGCUCCGGUUGGUAUCGGCCUUGUAGCUGGCAUAGCUGUUCCCGCAAUAAUUAUUGGAAUACCUGUGUGGGUGGGAAGAAAGCUUUACACAAGGUAUGAACACUCUAAUAAACAUAAAAGGAAUUUUGCUAUUGCUGGUGGGGUUUCUGCAUCAGUGCUAAUAUCACCUAUAUUGGCAAGUCUGGCUGUAGGGAUUGGAGUACCUAUACUACUGUUCUAUGUGUAUGGUGUGGUUCCUGUUUCACUAUGCCGCUCUGGUGGCUGUGGUGUGAGCACCUCAGCAACUGGAGUCCGUUUUGACUUUGAUGAUGAGGGUGACAUGAUGGGAGCUCUGGCUACGAAAUCAAGUGAUGGAGAUAGCCAUCCAGGAGGAAAUCCAAGUAUAGGUGAGGUUUCUUUGUCGCUGGGGAGUGGGAGUCAACUUGAGAGAGAGGCUGAUCGCGAGAGUGCAAGUUUUGUAGCCCUUGCUGGAAGUAUUGCCUCCAACAGUAAUACCGGACAAAGGCUUGAAAUAUUGGCUGAUGUAGUAGUUCCACAACGGUUCAGCUUAAGCAGUGAGACUGCCUCAGCAACAGCUAGUCUGUCGGACAAGUCCGCUGUGGAUGAUGGUGGUGCUUCGACAAAGGGACUUGCUGGCUCUGUGCUCAAUUUCAAAAUGGAUGGUGGGUCACUAUCUAACUGUCGAGUUGCAAGCAAUGACAGUACAUCCAUUGUAGAACCUGUCUCUUUGAUACCUCCUGAGACCAUACCUCAGUGGAGUGAACCUCAUGCUCUUAGCUCACUAGAAGAACUUACAACCUGUAUGAUGAGAAAGCUGAUGAAGAAAAAGAAGCUUUUGUACAAGGAAGACACAGAUGAUAUUUCUUCAGAGAGGGUUCGCUUCGACAGUCAUGUCAGCUUCAUCAAUUCUGAUUUAUCACAGAAGCACACAUUUUAUGGAGGCACAGCUAGCCCAGGAGGAAAUUCAAGUAUAGGUGAGGUUUCCCUUUCAGUUGGUAGUGGAAGCCAAUUUGAGACCGAGACAGAUUUUAAGAGUUCCAAUUUGGUUGCCCUUCCUGAUUGCAAAUCUAACAUCACUGGGCAAAGGCUUGAAAUAUUGGCUGAUGUUCUAGCAACACAAAGGCUUAGCUUAACAAAUGACACCGUGCCAGCAGCAACAAAUCUUUUAGAUAAAUCUAUUGUUGAUGAUUGUGGUGCAAGAGCUCUUACUGAUGAUUGUAUGCUCAAUGUCCAGGAUGAGGCAGUAUAUCUUUCUGACACAGUUUCCCAAUUGAUGAGCUCACAGGAAGAUGCUGUUACGUCCAGAAAGGGGGGACGCAGGCACAAAUCAAGUACAGAUCUAGAAGAAGGACCAAGUGGGGAGAAAGUCAGAUUUGAUAAAAAUAUCAGUUACAUCGAUCCCGAAGUAAACACUCAAAGUAGACAUUCUAAAAAACAUAUAGAAGAUAUUCCUCCCUCAACUUCAAAGACUAUUUCAUCAUUGAGAAGUAUGUUUUUCCAGAGUGGAAACAUUAAUAUUGAGAGCCCCCGAAGCCUUGAGGCUCCUAUUUUGUCACUUCUUCCUAGUGAAACUUUCUCUAUUUCUAUGCCAGAGUGAUUGAUUUUUGUGUCUUAUUUCUACACCACUGCCUUUUCCCUUUUCUAUUGUGUUUAUUGCGUAAUUCAAAUAAACACGUUUAUUGAAUUUUGUACAGCGAAAGGAAAUAACUGAAGGUAUGAUUAUGCUUUAAUUUUUCAUUUAAUGUUGACUUUUUAUGUUCUGCCAACUGAUUUAAUUUUUUCCCUCAAAUAGUUGAGGUUUGAAAUAUUGUUGAACAAAAAUUGCAUUUAAAACAAUUGUGCAAAAGGUUGUGUAAUUUUCUGUGUAUGUUAACACAUUCGUUAUGGCUGUUAUUCUGGAAGAAGCACUAAACCCUUCCCCAUAUACGAACGAUGUUCCAGAAUGACACACUUCUGGGAAACGCUUGCUUUCGAAGAUUGUUGUAGGCUGUUGGGGGUAUUUUUGGAAUCAAAUCAGUGUCACAGGCAUU
Messenger RNA from Cimex lectularius (bed bug), 3805 nucleotides. RefSeq names its product E3 ubiquitin-protein ligase RNF19B-like. NCBI's taxonomy places the organism in Eukaryota, Metazoa, Arthropoda, Insecta, Hemiptera, Cimicidae. Gene Ontology annotation, cellular component: ubiquitin ligase complex; cytoplasm. Gene Ontology annotation, molecular function: zinc ion binding; ubiquitin protein ligase activity; ubiquitin conjugating enzyme binding. The transcript has 17 exons. The record is from RefSeq and is a predicted model, not a curated record. Bases 757 to 3372 code for a protein of 871 amino acids. Gene Ontology annotation, biological process: ubiquitin-dependent protein catabolic process; protein polyubiquitination; positive regulation of proteasomal ubiquitin-dependent protein catabolic process.